CACGUGUUUUGAUUUUUUACCUUUCUCCUCGCAGUACUUUUAUUCGGUAACAUUCAUAUGUGUCGGCUGCACGGUUUUUAACGUCUGUGUUUCGAUUAUCAUCAAUUAUAAAUAAUUUGUAAUUUUUAUUUAAACACAAAACUACAAUUAGUGUUACUACAUUAGAGCCAGAAAAAGAGCAAAGAUUAAAAUGAGUGUGUCUAUGACGUCUAAGGAAAUUCGUCAAUCUUACAUUGACUUUUUCAAAAGUAAGGGACACGAAUAUGUUCAUUCAAGUUCAACAAUACCACAUGAUGAUCCAACUUUACUCUUUACUAAUGCUGGGAUGAAUCAAUUCAAACCAAUAUUUCUUGGUACAGUAGAUCCUAACAGUGAUAUGGCAAAAUGGGUGAGAGUCGUUAAUACUCAAAAAUGUAUAAGAGCUGGAGGUAAACAUAAUGAUUUAGACGAUGUUGGUAAAGAUGUAUAUCAUCAUACUUUUUUUGAGAUGAUGGGUAACUGGUCCUUUGGUGAUUAUUUUAAGAAAGAAAUUUGUAUGUGGGCUUGGGAAUUCUUAACAGUCAAUUUAAAAUUAUCACCUGAUAGAUUAUACAUUACAUAUUUUGGAGGGGAUGAAAAAUCUGGGUUGAAUCCUGAUAAUGAAUGUAAAGAUAUAUGGCUUUCUCUUGGGGUAUCAGCUUCACAUGUUUUACCAGGUAGCAUGAAGGAUAAUUUUUGGGAAAUGGGAGAAACUGGUCCUUGUGGACCAUGCAGUGAAAUACAUUAUGAUAGAAUUGGUGGUAGGGAAGCUGCUCAUUUAGUAAAUAUGGAUGAUCCAAAUGUUUUAGAAAUCUGGAAUCUUGUCUUUAUUCAAUAUAAUAGGGAAUUAGAUGGCAUUUUAAAAACAUUACCAAAAAAGCAUAUUGAUUGUGGUUUAGGAUUGGAACGUUUGGUGUCAGUUAUUCAAAAUAAACAAGCAAAUUAUGAUACUGACUUAUUUAUGCCUCUCUUUGAAGCAAUUCAAAAAGGUACUGGGGCACCACCUUAUCAAGGAAGAGUAGGGGAUGCAGAUAAGGAUGGAAUUGAUAUGGCAUACAGAGUAUUGGCAGAUCAUGCAAGGACAAUAACUAUUGCUCUUGCAGAUGGAGGGAUGCCUGAUAAUACUGGAAGAGGUUAUGUUCUAAGAAGAAUUCUGCGACGUGCUGUACGUUAUGCCACUGAGAAAUUAAAUGCAAAACCUGGUUUUUUUGCAUCUUUGAUAAAUGUAGUAGUAGAAUUACUUGGUGAUGUAUUCCCAGAAGUUAAAAAAGAUCCUCAAAGUAUAAUUGAUACAAUUAAUGAAGAAGAAACACAAUUCUUAAAAACAUUAUCACGUGGACGAAAUUUAUUAAAUCGAACCAUAGCAAAACUUGAAUCUUCUAAGGUUGUUCCAGGUGAUGUUGCAUGGCGUUUAUAUGACACAUAUGGUUUUCCAGUUGAUUUAACACAACUCAUGACUGAAGAGAAAGGUUUGAAAGUUGAUAUGAUUGCUUAUGAAGAAGCAAAGAAACAAGCACAGCUUAUCUCUCAAAAUAAAGUUGGAGGGGUAGAUGAUCAAAUUAAUUUGGAUAUUCAUGCAAUCACAGAAUUGCAAAAUUCAGGAAUACCAGUCACUAAUGAUUUAUCAAAAUAUAAUUACAAUAUAAAAAAUAAUAAUCCAUAUGAUGAAUAUUCGUUUGAGUCGUGCACUAGUACUGUCAUUGCUCUAAGACACGCAAAAACUUUCGUUGAAAAAGUACAUUCUGGACAGGAAGUAGGAAUAUUGUUAGAUAAAACGAAUUUUUAUGCAGAACAAGGUGGACAAAUAUAUGAUGAAGGAUUUUUAGUAAAAGUUGAUGAUGAAGAAACUGAAAUACGGAUUACGAAUGUGCAAGUUAGAGGUGGCUAUGUACUACAUAUUGGUACAGUUGGAGAAGGAGUGCUGAAGAAGGGUGAUAAGGUUUAUUUAAAUAUUGAUACUACUCGUAGACGUCUAAUAAUGAGUAAUCAUACAGCAACUCAUGUUCUUAACUAUGCACUUCGGCAAGUUUUGGGUUUAGAAGCCGAUCAAAAAGGAUCGUUAGUUGCACCUGACAGAUUACGUUUUGACUUCACUAACAAAGGAGCUAUGACUACAGAUCAAGUAAAAAAAACAGAAGAAAUUACGAAUGAUAUGGUACAACAAAAUAAAAAUAUUUAUGCUAAAGAAAGCAAUCUGGCGUUAGCUAAAACUAUUAAAGGAUUACGUGCUAUGUUUGAAGAAACCUAUCCUGAUCCUGUUAGAAUAGUCAGUGUAGGUAUACCAAUAGAAGAAUUGGAAAAAGAUCCUUUGAGUGAUGCUGCAUUGAAGACCAGUGUAGAAUUUUGUGGUGGAACACAUUUACAUAACACAGGACAUAUAGGUGAUUUUGUCAUAGCAAGUGAAGAAGCUAUUGCUAAAGGUAUAAGACGUAUAGUUGCUUUAACUGGACCUGAAGCAAAAAAAGCACUUAAGAAAUCAGCUUUGUUAGAAGAUAAAUUAAACCAGUUAAAAAAUACUAUCAAUGCUGAUAAAAGUGGUACAAAUUCUAAAGAGUAUGUUAAACAGAUAAUAGAACUAAAUGAAGAUGUAUCUCAUGCUAUAAUUUCUAGUUGGAAGAAGGAUAAAAUACGUGCUAUGCUAAAAGAAUUAAAAAAAUCGCUCGAUGAUAAAGAAAGAUUAGCUAAAACUGCCGUCGCUACUGCGGUAGUUGAAACUGUUCAAAAGAUGAUUCAAUCGAAUAUUGGCUGUGCUGUAUUUGUAGAAGUAUUGAAAGCAUUUAGCAAUACAAAAGCUUUAGAUUCUGCAUUGAAAAAGAUUAAAAGUUUAUCACCAGACACUAGUGCAUUAUUGAUAAGUGUUGAUCAAGAUGCCAAAAAAAUCUUUGUUCUUAGUGCUGUCCCUAAAACAGCUAUUAAUAAAGGUUUAAAGGCUAAUGAAUGGAUUCAAGAGAUAGCUCCUUUUAUGGGAGGUAAAGGUGGUGGAAAAGCUGAAUCUGCUCAAGCUUCAGGCUCAAAUAUUUCUUCUUUGAAUAAAAUAAUACAAAAAGCUAAAGAAUUUGCCAAUUUAAAACUUGGGAUUAUAAAUGAAAAAUCAACUAUUCAAGAUCUUCCUUCUAAUUUAACUAUUGGAAACGUAACAAAUACGAAUUCUAUAAAUGUGAAAAUAUUUCCAAAAUUAAUAAUUUUCGGAAAUAAAAAUAGUAUUAGAAGCUACAAAGCUCAAAUUGUAGCUCAAUAUAGUAAUCAAAAUCUUGUAAUAAAAUAUAUUGAAGAUGAUAAGAAUUCUACAACAGAUAUGAUUUUAGAAAUUGGUGAUAUUAAAAUUUGUAAUAGUAGUGCCAUUGCUUAUUAUUUAUCAGAUACUAAUUUAAAAUGUGAAAAUGAUUUAUUUGCUUUUUGUGAAGUACUACAGUGGAUAAGUUACACGGAUAAUCAUCUUUUACCAGCAGUUACAGGUUGGAUUUUAUCGUCUUCUCGAAUAACAUUACCAAAAAAUAUUAAAUUAGAUGGGAAAACUUCAAAAGAAGAUGCAUUGAAUUCAUUAAAGAAAUUAAAUAAUAUAUUACUUAGAAAAACAUAUUUCGUUAAUGAAAGAAUUUCUCUCGCGGAUAUUAUGAUAUUCAGUACUCUGUUACCAUUGUACGAACACGUUUUAACUUCGGAAGUAAGAAAACAAUAUACGAAUUUAAAUAGAUGGUUUUCUACAAUGCUUAAUCAAUCAGAAGUGAAAGCUGUAGUAAAAGAUUUUCAUUUCUGUACAGAAACACUGAAAGUUUAAAGAUAUGAUAAAAGAGUGAAUUAUUCUCAUUUUUAUGAAUAUUUUUACAAUUAUGUAUUAAUAAACAUAUGUUAAGUUAUAUAAAGAUUUCAUUUAUAUUCAUU
Messenger RNA from Vespula vulgaris, 3900 nucleotides. RefSeq names its product alanine--tRNA ligase, cytoplasmic (gene AlaRS). Gene Ontology annotation, biological process: alanyl-tRNA aminoacylation; tRNA modification. Bases 191 to 3796 code for a protein of 1201 amino acids. Lineage: Eukaryota; Metazoa; Arthropoda; Insecta; Hymenoptera; Vespidae. The record is from RefSeq and is a predicted model, not a curated record. Gene Ontology annotation, cellular component: cytoplasm; mitochondrion. Gene Ontology annotation, molecular function: ATP binding; alanine-tRNA ligase activity; aminoacyl-tRNA deacylase activity. The transcript has 15 exons.